This is a messenger RNA of Lampris incognitus (smalleye Pacific opah), 1280 nucleotides long. It is a transcript of the gene akr1a1a, whose product is annotated as aldo-keto reductase family 1, member A1a (aldehyde reductase). The record is from RefSeq and is a predicted model, not a curated record. Gene Ontology annotation, molecular function: aldose reductase (NADPH) activity. NCBI's taxonomy places the organism in Eukaryota, Metazoa, Chordata, Actinopteri, Lampriformes, Lampridae. Gene Ontology annotation, cellular component: cytosol. Gene Ontology annotation, biological process: aldehyde catabolic process. The transcript has 8 exons. The coding region runs from base 41 to 1015 and encodes 324 amino acids.
CUCUUUUUUUGUUCCUUGGCCAGGUGCUAAGAGCUGGAACAUGAGCGCGUUUGUAACUCUCUCAUCAGGGCAGAGGAUGCCCAUGGUUGGGCUCGGCACAUGGAAGAGUGCUCCAGGACAGGUGAAGCAGGCAGUGUUGGCAGCUUUAGACUGUGGGUACAAACACGUCGACUGUGCUGCCGCAUACAGCAACGAGCAGGAGGUGGGAGAGGCUCUGGCUCUCAGGAUUGGCCCGGGGAAGGCUCUGCGUCGUGAGGAGGUGUUUAUAACAUCCAAGUUGUGGAACACCAAGCAUGACCCAGAGGAUGUGGAAGAAGCCUGCAGGACUAGCCUGGCCCACCUGGGCCUCUCCUACUUGGACCUCUACCUCAUGCACUGGCCUAUGGCCUUCCAGCGUGGGAAAGAGCUGAUGCCUCGAAGGGAGGAUGGGAGUGUGUGUUACGCUGACACACACUACCGUGACACUUGGGUGGCCAUGGAGAGCCUGGUGGACAAGGGUCUGGUCAAGGCCAUAGGACUGUCCAAUUUCAAUGCCAGACAGACUGAUGAUGUCAUCAGCAUGGCAAAGUACAAACCUGUGGUCAACCAGGUGGAGUGUCAUCCAUAUUUUUUACAAGCAGAUCUGCUGUCUCAUUGUCGGUCAGCUGGAGUUUGUGUAACAGCCUACAGCCCCCUGGGCAGUGGGGACCGACCUUGGGCCUGUCCUGAUGAACCACACCUGCUGGAGGACCCCAAGCUGGGAGCCAUUGCCAAUCGAUACCAGAAGACACCUGCUCAGGUGAUCCUUAGGUGGCAUAUUCAAAGAGGUGUGGUAUGCAUCCCCAAGAGUGUGACAGCCUCAAGGAUCCAGCAGAAUCUGCAGGUGUUUGACUUUUCUCUGUCAGAGGACGACGUGAUGCAGAUUGACUCCAUCAACCGCAACGAGCGAUUCAUCAUCCCUACAGUUGAGAGGGCAGGCAAGAGAGUCUGGAGAGACAUGGAGCAUCCUCAUUUCCCCUUUCAUGAUCCAUACUGACAAGUCUGUGCACGUACCACAUCAAGAUGUGUGCUUUAUAACAUGAGCACACUGAAGAAACAGAUUUAAAAUUAAUAUUUUAGAUGAGCGCAAAAUGUCGAUAACCAUUGUGUUCCGACAGUGGCACGAACCACUUUAAUGAAAAUGUUAUCACUAAACUUAUCAAAUGUUCAGGGCUCCGACACUCCCAUGUAACAUUUUCUGAUUCUUGAGAUAUAUUCAAUUAAAACUUAUUAAAAAAAAAAUUUUGUGCCAAAAUUAUUGA